AUGAGGGCAAUUAACGAUUGAAUUAGAACAUACAUUUAUUCUUCAACAAAAUUUAGAUCUACGUAAUAAGUAUGCUCUUAAAUCAUUAAAAGAAAUUCAGACAAAGCUCGGAAUAUUUAUCAAUGAAAUUUAAUAAAAAUGAAACUACUGAAAAAUUGAACGUCCAUCUGGCUUGUUAUUUCGACUCACUCCGAGUCAAGCCAUCCGAGUUCGAGGUAACCACCAACCAAUUAACAAUGCGACGCCCUAAUUCCAAUUCCCAAUCAACCCCCAUCCCGCCACGAAAGUUACCGCUCGACGCGGAACACACCUCCACGAAAACAAAGACCAGAAGACCGAAAACCCCAUCUCCAAACACCAACCAUCCCAACCUUAAACCCUGGCUCCCGACAUCUGGAAACGUCUAUUUCCGGCGCGAACUCGAAGACCUCUCCCAAUAAUUCCCCAAAUCGGGAUAACCCGCCGAUUCAAUCUCCGGAUGGAAAUAAAUUUAUUCAAGCUUUGCUCUGGCCUCAGAGUCCUCGGCUACUUCAUGAUCCUCCUUGUCGCCGGAAUUAUCGGCAUUUCUUACUACGCCGUCGUUUUCCUCACCUGUGGCCCACAGUUACUCCGCGGUGGAUUCCACUCCUUUUUAUCCUUCGCCAUCGUCAUUAUAUUCCACGUUCUGCUUAUACUUUUAUUAUGGAGUUAUUUUAGAGUUGUGUUUAAGGACCCUGGUUCUGUACCUGAAAAUUGGAGAGCGGUUUCCGCGGAGGAGAAUUUGGGGGUUGGUAGUUCUUUGGCAGCGGUGGAUGAUGGAUUUGAGAGAAGAUCACGUGGUGGUUAUUGCAUCCAUUGCCAGAAUGGGAAGCCGCCGCGGUGCCAUCAUUGUUCUGUUUGUCAAAGAUGUGUUCUCAAGAUGGACCACCAUUGUGUCUGGGUGGUGAAUUGUGUUGGAGCACGCAACUACAAGUUUUUUCUUCUUUUCUUGCUGUAUACAUUUUUAGAGACAACAAUGGAUACCGUAGUGUUGCUGCCGAGUUUUAUCAAUUUCUUUGCUGAUGCCAAGAAUCACUCCUCCACUCCUUCCAAUUUAGCAUUAGUCUUUUUGGCCUUUGUUCUCAAUUUGGCUUUUGCUCUGAGUCUUCUUUGUUUCCUAGUCAUGCAUGCAUCUCUUUUAUCAAGCAACACAACAUCAGUAGAGGUCCAUGAGAAGAAAGGAACAGUCAGGUGGAAAUAUGACUUGGGCAGGAAAAUGAAUUUUGAGCAGGUGUUUGGCACGAAGAAAAGUUUGUGGUUCUUCCCAUUGUUCUCACAAGAUGAUUUACACAACAUACCAGCACUUGGUGGCUUAGAUUUUCCAACACGUUCAGAUGUUGAAGCUUGAGUUUUUAUUGAGAUUACGGUCUAUCUCAAUUCUGGCAUUCAAAGUGACUGCCUGUGUAUCAUAUUGCAUUCUGGUUCUUUUAUGUUUACUUGUUCGGUUUGAAAGGAUGCAACUGACGUUAUGUUUGAUUCGAUUUUGUUUUGAUGCUGGCUUUAAGGGAACGUAAAUAAAUGUUUUGGAUCAUUUUUUUUUUUUAAUAUUUGAAGCUGUUAAGAUUUGAAUUUAAUCGCUGAAAUUAAGAAUUUAAUGUGGUUGUUGGCUUAGAUCAUGUUUCUUUGUUAAUGAAGGUUGACGGUAAAGACGGUCAUCUUGCUGCAAGGUGAUAAUAUGCCGACCAGAAGCGUAUUGCCGAUCUCUGAAAAUUCAUUUAUCGAUGGUAUAUUUCAUUAGAACCAGUUUCCCGACGGUGCUAAAGCUUUUUGAAAUGAGAUUUUUAUAGGUGAAGCAUGACAAGAAUGAAGCGAAUUUCCCUAGUUCCUAUGGAAUGGAAAUAAGAUUUUAAACAUAAAAAAAAUCCCUGCCAACUUUUGUUCCUCAACCCCAUGCAUGUUUCAUGCUUGAAGGCUUUGUUGUCGUUGAACCAACUCGACAUUUUGUCAAAAAUCAAAAAGCCGGCCGAGUAGCCGACAAAUAAUGGAAAAUAAAUAUAGAUGGCUCGAUUGGAGGACCCAAUGUCAACUGUUCCAGCCCACAAGAAGCAUUCGGCCGUGGGGUUUUCUUUAAUUUUAAAAAAAAAAAAAAAGGCUGGCGUGAAGUUGGGCGUGUGGUCUGUAAUUCUUUAAUUGUUUCGUUCUUUUUCUUUGAAGCUUGGAUACUAUUUUAUUACAAU
Molecule: messenger RNA, 2195 nt
Organism: Durio zibethinus
Lineage: Eukaryota; Viridiplantae; Streptophyta; Magnoliopsida; Malvales; Malvaceae
Product: DHHC-type zinc finger family protein
Molecular function (GO): palmitoyltransferase activity
Source: RefSeq, a predicted model, not a curated record